CAGUCAGAUUAGAACAACUGGUAAAGAUGGCGUCCCCAAGUAAAUGGGUUUGUGUGUUGUUACUGCUGAGCGUAACUAUUUUCUGCAUAUCGACAGCAAACGAUGUCAAAAAUCAAAAACCCAAAAAGAAAAAGGACAUCAGAGAUUAUAAUGAUGCAGAUAUGGCAAGGCUGCUGGAAGAGUGGGAGAAAGAUGAUGAUAUUGAAGAGGGCGAUCUCCCAGAACACAAAAGAUCACCCCCGCCUAUCGACUUUUCAAAAGUGGAUCCAAAAAAACCUGAAGAACUUCUGAAGUUGUCCAAGAAAGGGAAGACGCUGAUGGUGUUUGCGUCCGUCUCUGGAAAUCCCACUGAAAAGGAGACUGAGGAGAUCACCAGCCUGUGGCAGAGCAGCCUCUUCAAUGCAAACUAUGAUGUUCAAAGAUUCGUUGUGGGCUCUAACCGUGCCAUCUUCAUGCUGCGGGACGGGGGCUACGCGUGGGAGAUCAAAGACUUCCUUGUGAACCAGGAGCGCUGCGCCGAGGUGACUGUGGAGGGUCAGGUGUUCCCUGGGAAAGGAGCGGAAAAGAAGGGAAAGCAAGGGGAGAAGAACCAGAACGAGAUCAACCCAGACAAGAAGAAGAAGAAGAAGAAGAAGGAAGAAAGCAAGGAAUCCAAGUCCAACAAAGAGAGUAACAAGGAUAACAAAAACAAAGUAGAGUUGUGAUCCUCGUUCGUGUGAACUGUGCCUCUAAACAGCCUUUCUACUACAGCACACCCCUCCCCUGUUUACUGAGGCAUCUCUUUACCUGUUUACUGAGGCAUCUCUACCUGUUUACUGAGGCAUCUCUUAACCCUGUGUGCUUUUAAUCCUGGUCGGUGUGGUUCUCCAGUGGAUCAGUCACACUGUCAGGGUUAAAGGUACACCUUCAAUCUAUCAAUCAUUCAGUCUUUAUUGAAACUAAAGGAAAGUAAGUGCAGGUGAACCAAGCGCUUUGUUUACCUUUCCUCGGUUUCUUUGGGAUUAAAGGUUGAUGAGCAUGGGUUAGUUAUCACGUCUGAAGGUUUACCCCCAGUAGUAUUAAGUUACUCAUUUAGAAAAACUUCUGUGUGAAAAACUCCAGCAAAACUCACAGUACGGUUAUUUCAAGUUUUACGUUUAUUGAUGCGUUAAUAGAAAGCCAGCAUUAGCAGGAUAAAAUGUUUCCCCCCCGAGUUACUGUGUUAUGGGUGGCAGGCAUUCCCCACCUCCUCUGCUAGGAAACGGGUAAUUUUUCAGUUAUUUAAAGUGGUGGUCUUCGUAGUUUGCUCUGCAGUAAGACCAAUACCUGUCAGCCACUUCUACUUUUAAUCGGAUCGCAUCAGGGUGCUCAAGGCUCAUUGGCCACAAUUUUUUUUUUGGGGUUCUAUGCUGGCCAACCACAGCUUGAAUUUGACACCACAGCCAGUUGAUUGCAUGUGCACCAAUUUUAAUAAAUCAUUGUAGCAUUGUAGGGUUCCCGUUUCUGAUUUUGAACCCGAUAAAGCACCAUCAAAUUGGACAAUUCUAAAUCCGUUUCCAUUGUCUGGCUAAUGUUACGGAUACAAAAAAAAGAUAAUUUAAACUGGAAUUCGUAGUAGAAAAACUGUUUUAACAAAACCUGAAAAUACUACAAAAAAAGUGUAUUGUUGUUUACUUUUCUAAAAGUGCCAUCUAUUGUAUGUUUAGAAAAACAUAACCCUAAUACAAUCUAUUUUAUGUUCUUUUUUCCCCCCCAAAGCAAAAAUCCACAGUAUAUUGCUAGAAAAGUACAGGAUAGUCCAGCAUAAGGAUCUGGCCAUGGCAUUUCUCAGUGGUGUGUAUGAAUUCCCCUUCGAUGUUCUUGCAUUGUGAGUCUGAUUUAUCCUAAUUAGCAGUCAAUGAAAAGGUAUAAUAAAGUCUGUUGAUGACUCCUGGUGUUAAAUGGUAUUGAUUGUUUAAGUAAUAUGUUUACUUGGAUUUUUAUAAUAAAAGUUUUUCUACCAUA
Messenger RNA from Acipenser ruthenus (sterlet), 1983 nucleotides. Its product is annotated as LRP chaperone MESD-like. Gene Ontology annotation, biological process: protein folding. The transcript has 3 exons. The record is from RefSeq and is a predicted model, not a curated record. Lineage: Eukaryota; Metazoa; Chordata; Actinopteri; Acipenseriformes; Acipenseridae. Bases 27 to 704 code for a protein of 225 amino acids.